This is a messenger RNA of Melampsora larici-populina 98AG31, 1708 nucleotides long. RefSeq lists its product as uncharacterized. Gene Ontology annotation, cellular component: cytoplasm; nucleus. The coding region runs from base 262 to 1353 and encodes 363 amino acids. The record is from RefSeq and is a predicted model, not a curated record. The transcript has 7 exons. NCBI's taxonomy places the organism in Eukaryota, Fungi, Basidiomycota, Pucciniomycetes, Pucciniales, Melampsoraceae. Gene Ontology annotation, molecular function: mRNA binding.
CUUUGCUGUUCCUGUGUUCCGCCCCCAUCCCCAAUCAACGAAAAAAGUAACCACAUCCACCACUCGUUUUUAAUCUUUACCGCAGGUCUUUUGACCACCCUAAUACAAACCUUUCACCAUCUUCUUGAUAAUAUCCAAGCUGUUUUCGUACUUCAAGCCUUGAACUUGAGGUGGGAAAGGAGGAAUUCAGUUGUUGUGGUGGUGAUCUGGAGCUGUUAUCGUUUAAAACUUUUCUUCUGUCUCUGCCGACCUUGCAUCAUCAUGGCAGCUGUCAUGGGGUAUGGUCACGGAAUUCCACAUUUCGGCAUGCAAGCCUCCAAUCGGGCGGCGCUCGCUGCUGCUGCUCAUAGUGUUCAAGCUCACCGUGUCUACGUUGGCAACUUACCUUAUGCGGUCGGAUGGAGAGAGCUGAAAGACUUUAUGCGAGAGGCCGGUGAAGUUUCUUUUGCUGAAGUCCUCAUGGGUCCUGAUGGACGCAGCAAGGGCUGCGGCGUGGUUGAAUUUUCUACAGCUGACGGAGCACAAAAAGCCAUCGCGGACUUGAGUGAUCGGGCUCUUUUCGGUCGUCCCAUUUUUGUUCGAGAGGAUCGCGAGACUCAACCGCGAUACGGUCAUCAGCCUGUCCAUCGGCCUGGUCCUAACGGUAUACACAAUCAUUACGGGCAGCACCAUGGGCAACACCAUGGGCAGUACCAUGGGCAGUACCACGGGCAGUACCACGGGCAGGGUGCAGGUCGGCAACUCUUUAUCUCAGGUCUGGCUCUUACUGUCACUUGGCGUACUUUGAAGGACAUGUUUCGUCAAGCUGGGAACGUUAUACGCGCGGACGUUACCGCUGGGAAAGGAACUGGAACAGUGUUGAUGUCUAACGAAGCCGAAGCUCAUGCUGCUAUUGCUACAUUCAAUGGUAGUCAAAUCGAAGGCUCUCGAAUCAUGGUCCGUGAAGAUAGAUUUGCAAACCACGGGCAUCAGGGCGGCUAUUCCCAUCAGUACCAUUCCAACAACUACGGGCCGAAUGGCAAUGCCAAUGGCUUCCAUGCCGUCCGAAAGGCUCCAGCUGUGGACCAGACCACUCAACAGCCGUCAACCCAGAUCUUCGUCAACAAUUUACCCUACUCGACUGAUUCCGCGACUCUGUUAUCUUUGAGUCCGAGUGAUGCGGUGCAUGCAGAGGUGAUGAUGCUUGCUGGAAGGAGUAAAGGGAUGGGUGUUAUAGAGUAUGCUUCGUUGGAAGCUGCACUGGCGGCGCUGGGAACCUUGCAAGGUCACGUCAUCGGAGGAAGGCCUCUCAUGGCCAAGUACAAUGAACGUUGGCACGAGUUUUCGGAAAAUGCCGCCGUACCUGCAUUGUAGACGAACAAGACAAAAGAAGCGCACCAUGGAUAUGCUACGCUUCCAUUUCAGAAUCAAUGCAAUUGGAAUUGCUAACUUCUUUGACCUGAGGCUGCAAUGUCUAUCACAUCAAUGUGCUUAGGCUUCAAUUUAUCUAGACAUAAUACACUUUUCUCAUGGGUCCGAGCGUGUCCACCCCAGAUUUGAUUGCAAUGACCCACUAUACAAUCUAACUACUUGUUUCGUUUCAUUCUUUCAUCUUUUGAUGUUCUUUUUAUUCAAAUCUGCUUAAAUUGCUCCCAAAAAUUAUUUUGUGUACAUUCUGACUUCUACUCGACGUGCUAUUCAUGAUCAAACCAUGCAUUGCAGCUUCCCC